Limanda limanda (common dab) is the source of this 1491-nucleotide messenger RNA. RefSeq names its product gamma-aminobutyric acid type A receptor subunit beta3 (gene gabrb3). Gene Ontology annotation, cellular component: membrane; neuron projection; synapse. The transcript is spliced from 10 exons. The record is from RefSeq and is a predicted model, not a curated record. Gene Ontology annotation, biological process: chemical synaptic transmission; nervous system process; signal transduction. Gene Ontology annotation, molecular function: GABA-A receptor activity; neurotransmitter receptor activity; extracellular ligand-gated monoatomic ion channel activity. Lineage: Eukaryota; Metazoa; Chordata; Actinopteri; Pleuronectiformes; Pleuronectidae. Bases 1 to 1491 code for a protein of 496 amino acids.
AUGCGGUUGUGGAUUAUUUUACUGCUCAGUUUUGGGAGUGCCUGUGGGGAACUGCCAUUCAUAGCAGACAACAAUGCAGCGAUGUUGGUCAACUGGAAUGCUGUUGAUGGGAACAAAAAGCUGUAUGCCAUCUAUGAUACGAGCGUCAACGAACGAGGGAACAUGUCUUUUGUCAAAGAGACUGUGGACAAACUGCUGAAAGGAUAUGAUAUUCGUCUCCGGCCGGACUUUGGAGGUGCACCGGUGGCUGUGGGCAUGAGUAUAGACGUGGCCAGUAUAGACAUGGUGUCAGAGGUCAACAUGGACUACACACUGACCAUGUACUUCCAGCAGUACUGGAGAGAUAAGAGACUGGCCUAUUCAGGGAUUCCUCUCAACCUGACACUGGACAACAGAGUAGCAGAUCAGCUCUGGGUCCCUGACACCUAUUUCCUCAAUGAUAAGAAGUCCUUUGUGCAUGGUGUGACCGUAAAGAACCGUAUGAUUCGGCUCCACCCAGAUGGCACUGUUCUUUACGGCCUCAGAAUCACGACGACAGCAGCCUGCAUGAUGGAUCUGAGGAGAUACCCACUGGACGAACAGAACUGCACCCUGGAAAUUGAGAGUUAUGGUUACACAACAGAUGAUAUAGAGUUCUACUGGAAAGGAGGAGACACUGCAGUGACGGGGGUGACGCGCAUCGAGCUGCCUCAGUUCUCCAUAGUGGACUACAAACUGGUGUCGAGGAAUGUGGUCUUUUCCACAGGUGCCUACCCUCGACUGUCUCUGAGCUUCAAGCUGAAGCGAAACAUCGGAUACUUCAUCCUACAGACGUACAUGCCCUCCAUCCUCAUCACCAUCCUGUCUUGGGUGUCUUUCUGGAUAAAUUAUGAUGCCUCGGCUGCCAGAGUUGCAUUAGGGAUCACCACUGUCCUGACCAUGACAACCAUCAACACCCAUUUAAGAGAGACUCUGCCCAAGAUCCCAUAUGUCAAAGCCAUCGACAUGUACCUGAUGGGCUGCUUCGUGUUCGUCUUCCUGGCUCUGCUGGAAUAUGCCUUUGUCAACUACAUCUUCUUUGGGAGAGGUCCUCAGAUGCAGAAGAAGCUGGCAGAGAAGGCACAGAAGGUCAUAAAUGAGCGCAACAAAUUAGACAGGCCCAAGGUCGACUCCCAGGGGAACAUUUUGCUGACAACCUUGGAGAUCCACAACGAGAUGGGAGGGAAUGAGGUCACAACCACCGUGAGCGAGACUCACAACUCUUCCUCCAUGAUGUUUGACAACACGGGGGUCCAGUACAGGAAGCCGAGUGGGCCACGGGAGCCGGGCCGCCUCAGUCUUGACAGAAGCGCACAUCUAAAGAAGACCCGUCUGCGGAGACGAUCCUCGCAGCUCAAAAUCAAAAUCCCCGACCUCACCGAUGUGAACGCCAUCGACAGAUGGUCUCGGAUAAUAUUCCCCUUCACCUUCUCCCUCUUCAACCUAAUCUACUGGCUUUAUUAUGUCAAUUAA